AUGUGUCUCUCAACUUUGCGGAUUACUGACCCAAUGAAUAUCUCCAAGCCAGAUUCCAGUUCUGCUUUUGUGAGUGAAUUUAUACUCGUAGGUUUCUCUUUUGAGUGGGAGGUUCAGAUCUUCCUCUUCUCACUCUUCACUACAACACAUGUUCUGACUAUAACAGGAAAUGGGGCCAUCAUUUGUGUGUUGUGGUGUGACCAGAGACUUCGCACCCCUAUGUACAUGUUCCUGGGGAAUUUCUCCUUUCUAGAGAUCUGGUACGUCUCCUCUACAGUGCCCAAGAUGUUGGCCAACUUUCUCUCAGAGACGAAGACCAUCACCUUUGCUGGAUAUUUCCUCCAAUUCUAUUUCUUUUUCUCUUUGGGCACAUAUGAAUGCUUCGUUUUGGCUGUCAUGGCCUUUGAUCGGUACCUUGCUAUCUGUCGUCCCUUGUACUACCCUAAUAUCAUGAUGGGGCAUCUCUGUGCCAAACUAGUCAUUGUCUGCUGGGUUUGUGGAUUUCUGUGGUUCCUGGUCCCCAUUGUUCUCAUUGCUCAGAUGCCCUUCUGUGGUCCAAACAUUAUUGACCAUGUUGUAUGUGAUCCAGGGCCACUAUUUGCAUUGGCAUGUGCCUCUGCCCCAACAACCCAACUGGAUUGCUACACUCUAAGCUUAUUAGUUAUCUUUGGUAACUUCCUCUUCAUCCUUGGGUCCUAUAUUCUUGCCCUAUUAGCUGUGUUAUGUGUGCCUUCAGCUACCGGGAGGCGUAAAGCCUUCUCAACCCGUGGGUCCCAUUUGGCUGUGGUAUCACUGUUCUAUGGCUCCCUGAUGGUAAUGUAUGUGAGCCCAGGACUUGGACAUUCUGCUGGGAUGCAGAAAGUCGCAACCUUGUUCUAUGCUAUGGUGACCCCACUCUUCAACCCUCUCAUCUACAGCCUCCGGAAUAAGGAAAUGAAGGCAGCCCUGAGGAAAUUACUGAAUAAGCCCAAACUCUCCCAGAAGAGCAAUGCCUGUCACUUAUAGUAUAGCUGACACCUAUCUCUCUGCACCCAUUAUGGGGAUGGCGCAGGACUGGGAAGCAUUUUGUUCUGUUGUGCAUGGGGUGGCCAUGAAUCAGGAGCUGACUCCAUGGCACCUGACAACAUGCCCAAGAGUACCAGUCUAGUCUCCUGCCUCUUUCCAUCUUUUUAGGAAUAUAGAUGGGGGAUGUAUGAUUACUGCCCAUCUCAUAAUGGAGAAUUGGAGGCCUUAUAAAGGAGAGGAACAAAUAAGCAGUGAGAAAAUGCUCAAUGCUACCUCCAGCCCAGUGUUCUGAUCACAAAAAUAGCAAGACUUCAUGUUUCCAUUGUUUUUCAACUUCUUCAUUUCCCUCCUUUCUUUCUCUACUGUACACUUACUUUGUUUCCCUGAACUAACUUUCGAGGCUUUCUUUAUUUUCCCUAACCUCAACAGUAGAAUUGACUUGAAAUGUUUCCCUAGUCCUGCCUGAA
Trichechus manatus latirostris (Florida manatee) is the source of this 1472-nucleotide messenger RNA. Its product is annotated as olfactory receptor 11H12-like. Bases 1 to 1005 code for a protein of 334 amino acids. The record is from RefSeq and is a predicted model, not a curated record. The transcript is spliced from 2 exons. Gene Ontology annotation, molecular function: G protein-coupled receptor activity; olfactory receptor activity. Lineage: Eukaryota; Metazoa; Chordata; Mammalia; Sirenia; Trichechidae. Gene Ontology annotation, biological process: G protein-coupled receptor signaling pathway. Gene Ontology annotation, cellular component: membrane.